Molecule: messenger RNA, 726 nt
Organism: Coniophora puteana RWD-64-598 SS2
Lineage: Eukaryota; Fungi; Basidiomycota; Agaricomycetes; Boletales; Coniophoraceae
Exons: 5
Coding region: 1-726 (241 amino acids)
Source: RefSeq, a predicted model, not a curated record
AUGUCCUUUUUCUCCAAGAUUGUGAAGACAUCAACUGAUGCAAUUAGGUUCUUCCACUCACUUGCCCUAGGCACGCCCGUCAGCACGCCCAUCAAUGACGAUAUCUUACAACCUGGAGGGACUUCUGACAAGGCAGCCCCUGCCCACCGCCUGCAGAGGAAGCGCAGGGCCAGCUUUCAUGAUGGUGAUCAAACCCCGAAACAGAUGAAGCUCAAGCAGGAACUUAAACAUACAAGCAAGAGCCCUUCCAAAAGCCCUUCUCAACGACCCAAGCUCAACAGGACGAGCCCCCCAAAGCAACAGAACAAUGAGUUCCUUCUCAGCGAUGGAGUCCUUCGUCUGGUGUGCACUCAGCUGCCGGCCCAAACUCAUUCUAGCGGCAAGGAGACGCUGAAUGGUGCUGUGGACUUUGACGGCGGCGUGAAGUAUGUCACCGAGGCGCAAUUUGGCAAUACUACCUCGCACUUUGGGAGACGGGAGAUCAGCCUACACAUUGUCAGGUUGACAUUACAGUUGAUGAUCCUGCCGGGGAUGACACCCAUAGGGCAACAGGUGGAGUUCAUUGUACCCAAGUGCAUCAGUUUGAUGCCUUUGAGAGAACUCAUUGAUGAGAUGUUUCCAAGAGGCAUCUCCUCUAAAGGUACUGGUAACCCACAGUGGGCUCAGCAAAACGAGGAGCUUGUGCACCUCUGCUACAGAGAAUAUAAGUCAAUGGAACCCAAGUGA